Cyprinus carpio (common carp) is the source of this 2471-nucleotide messenger RNA. RefSeq names its product adhesion G-protein coupled receptor G7-like. The transcript has 9 exons. Gene Ontology annotation, cellular component: membrane. The record is from RefSeq and is a predicted model, not a curated record. Gene Ontology annotation, biological process: adenylate cyclase-activating G protein-coupled receptor signaling pathway; cell surface receptor signaling pathway. The coding region runs from base 721 to 2268 and encodes 515 amino acids. Gene Ontology annotation, molecular function: G protein-coupled receptor activity. NCBI's taxonomy places the organism in Eukaryota, Metazoa, Chordata, Actinopteri, Cypriniformes, Cyprinidae.
CAUGUACAACCAGUCUUGUGUGUCUUUUAUGUCUUCUGUAGCUGGUUUUCCAGUGGCCUCGGCUCAGUGUUUGAAUUUACCACUUUUCCACGCAUUUGGUGGAGUUAAACAUCUGGACUGUGGCUUGAACCUGGAGGUGUUAGAACGCAAAUUCAACGUCUGUAUUUAUAUCUUUGAAAUUCAAUAGGGGGCACUGGUUGACAAUUUUAACAGAUUCACAUUCAUUUUGAAUGACAAUAGUUGAUGCAAGUAUUAUUUUAGUAUCAUUAGUGUUUAUUAAUGUUUUGAAUAAGAUUGAUUCCAUUUUAUUUUUCACAUUUAGCACUGUUAAUUAUUUUAUUAUAUGAUAUUAUAUGUUUAAGUGUUAAAAUUGCAGCCCAUUCUAUACAAUUCUUGUAUAAAAUGUAAUUAUUUAUAUAUUAAUAUUUUGAGUUUGUGACAGUUUAAUGGUGUAAUUAAGAGUGUGAUUACUGUCGGCAAACACAUUUCUUAUGCCAAAAAAAAAAAAAAAACUGGUUGAUUUAUCUGUAGUAAAAAAAAAAAAAAAAAAUCGUUAAAUAUUACUACUGCCUCGGGUUUACUGUAUAGUCAUUAUUCAGUCAAUGGUUUGAACUCUGGCAUUUUGAGUUCUUUUGAUUAAACAAAUAUUGGCACAAUGGUUUUGGUCAUUUUGUUUAGGAUACUCUGGAACAGAAUAUUUACGUUGCCUCCAGUGUCCAGAUGCUCACGUCCAAACCUGAGCAGCUGACGUCCCAGAACAUCACCUCAGCUGCUGUGACUGUCAAUAACCUGCUGUCCGCCAGCAUGUUAAAUAAGUCAGUUGCAGAGUCAGUGGUGGCCACCAUCAGUCAGCUCAUGCACACUGAUGAAGACCGAUACUCUGAAGACACUUACGAUGCUCUCGAGAAUCUCACAGAGACUUUGGAGGAUUUUGCCUUGAACAUGGGUAACUCUAGUGUACUGGUGCAACCAAACCUAGCGGUGCAAAGCAUCAAGUUGUCAAAGUGGACCCCACAAGUACAAUUCUACUCUACAACGGGACUGUCAGAGUAUUCUCCUGAAAGAAUCGGUCUGGGUGCAGAUGCUGCUAACAUGGCAUCCUCUUCCGGACUUCCUGUUGAUAUCCAAUUAAAUAUCAAACUGCAGAAAGAUUCCCAGAAAGACUGGGGUACUGUUUAUGUUUCUGUUCUCAUUUUGAGGGACAUAAUUAAAAGUCAAAUUUUGAAUACCUUUUCCUUCUGUUUCCCCAUAGGGAACAAAAAUCUCGGUAUUGGAGUUGUGCUUUAUGAAAAUGAUAAGUUUUUCAACUCAAAACAAUUUAAUAGUGAACUCGAUACCAAGAGAAGGGUGGUGUCGACCCGGCUGUCAGACAGAAGCUUGCUUGAUAACGUGGAGUUCACCAUCAGGCCAGAGAAUACAUCUGGUACAUCUGCAUCUUACAACUUUGCAUGUGUGUUUUGGGACUACGCUCACAGAGACUGGAGAACGGAGGGCUGCGUCAAAAUACGCGAUCCCAAUGGAGUGCACUGUAAAUGUAACCACACCACCAACUUUGCAGUUCUUGUGAGCUUUAGAGCAGACUACACUUAUUCUGAAGCUUUAAACUGGAUCAGCAUUGUGGGAUGCAGUCUGUCUAUUGUGGGUUUGGUCCUCACCGCAGUUUAUCAAAUUAAGACCAGGAAACAGCGAGGAGCCAACUCCACUAUGCUCUUGGUGAACAUCUGUUUGUGCAUGACCACCUAUUACCUGCUCUUCAUUUUUGGGAUCAACAACCCAGUCAAGAGCUCAGAGGCAUCUGUAUCAGAGCAGAACGUUAUUCCUUCUUCAGAUUUGGAGGAGAAUGUCGAUCAGGGUCCUUGUACAGCAAUCACAGCUCUGUUGCAGUACUCCCUGCUGGCCACGUUUGCCUGGAACAUCCUCUAUGCGGCUCAUGUGUUUUUCCUCAUUAGAAAUGCCCUCAACGGUCCGCCCCGAGCUUUCCGCACCAUCGCCAUGACAGUCGGCUGGGGUCUGCCUGCUGUUAUUGUUGGCAUCUCACUGUCCACCACCUACAGCUUUAGGAACCCUUUAGGUUAUCGACAAGAGGAGUUUUGUUGGUUGGCGUCUCUGGACAAGAUGGGAAGGUUUGAUCCGAAACGGCCGAUGUUGUGGGGUUUCUUGCUCCCUCUAGCGGUCAUGUUGUGUUUUAACACAUCUCUGCUUGUCUACUUCUCUCAAACCAUCUGUUGUGCGAAUCCUAACCUCAAGAGGUACGUAACUAAACCGUGACCGAAUGGUCCAUGUUUAAAACAAAGUUCAAGGUUAAUAUAAACUUAAUCAAUGCUGUUAAUAACAUUCCUUUAUUACAAUAUAAUCAGUUUUGCAGAGGUGGAGGUAAUGCAUUACACCUACUCACAUUACUGUAAUGAAGUAGUUUUUUUCAGGGUACUUGUACUUAGUGAUGGUGAGAUGAAGCUUUAUGAAGCAUUGAA